Molecule: messenger RNA, 1128 nt
Organism: Penicillium maclennaniae
Lineage: Eukaryota; Fungi; Ascomycota; Eurotiomycetes; Eurotiales; Aspergillaceae
Exons: 1
Coding region: 1-1128 (375 amino acids)
Source: RefSeq, a predicted model, not a curated record
AUGACCAGCCCGAGCUGUGAUAGAUGUGCGAGCACCAAAUGUGUCUUGGAUGGCAACGCUGCCUCCCAGCCCAAGUCUAGCGGUCCCAAUGUCGGUGCUAUCGCCGGUGGUGUGGUCGGCGGUGUGAUUGCUCUCGCCGCCCUUCUUCUCCUGAUUUGGUGGUUCGUCAUCCGUCCUCGCCGUGAAGAGCGCCGGUCUCAACAGGAAAAGAGUGACACGUUCGCUGCCCAGCGAUCGGAGCGCAAGUCAACCCAGUCCAUCGCCUCAACCGUCCUCACCCGUGCCUCCAACGUCAUCCAAAUCGCAUAUAUUCCCGGUGUCACCAACCGAUCACCCCCGGAGACGCCUGCCUCGUUGGUACCUCCUGUUCCUCCACUGCCCGGCGCAACCCCAGAUCAGCACUUCUUCAUGCCCGGUGAUCUGCGAGACUCUUCUUGGACCGCCACCACCGGCCACCAGAGUAUCUCGCCCACCUUGCGUAGCAGUGUGGCCACUACAAUUUAUCGCAACGACGCCAUCGUCAGUGCUGUUCCCGCUCAGCAGAUCCAGCGUUCUCGGGCAAACAUUGUCAGCGUACACAACGGCCCUGGCGGCUCCGGUGACAGCACUCCAACACAACCUGUUCCGGUCAUGAUUACUCCCAGGGAUGCGCCCGCGGUGCCUGCUAUCACCUCAUCACAGCUCGCCAGGGCCGAAGCCAUGAAGGCUGGACCUGGCAGCUCGAUUGUGGCUCGCCAGGUGGUUGCCAAGCCUGUGAUGGUUCGCGGGCCCUCGAUGAAGAAAAAAGAUGGCCAGUCUAGCACGGAGUCUAGCAUGAAGGAAGUCAAGCCCAGCACUGCGAACUCGGCAAAUAGCAGUAACCAAUUCGGCCAUCACACCUCAACUUUUGACGACAAUUCAUCGGAUGAAGAUGAUGAUGACACGCGUCGUUCCACCCCGUCCCACUCGACGGGUGCAAAGGCGUCGGCCUCGGUCAAAGAAGACUCACACUCUAAGAGUCCCUUCUCCGACUCGGCCAGCACCAGCCACAUAGCCUCGGCACAGAUUCAACAAAACUCCCUCUACGCCAGUCAAACACCGCCCCCGCGUGUGCAAAGCCCCUUCUCAGACGCAAAUGAAGUUUCAUAA